This is a messenger RNA of Vigna unguiculata (cowpea), 1839 nucleotides long. RefSeq names its product carotenoid 9,10(9',10')-cleavage dioxygenase 1-like. Gene Ontology annotation, molecular function: carotenoid dioxygenase activity. The record is from RefSeq and is a predicted model, not a curated record. Gene Ontology annotation, biological process: carotene catabolic process. Gene Ontology annotation, cellular component: chloroplast stroma. NCBI's taxonomy places the organism in Eukaryota, Viridiplantae, Streptophyta, Magnoliopsida, Fabales, Fabaceae.
CAAACACAGUUGGUAAUGGCAGCUUCAUUCACCACUCUCCCACCUUAUUGCUCCAUUCACAAGACACCCUUUACCUCAAACUCUAAGCUGAUCUUAAGAGCCAUACCUCAAAUUCCGCUCCAAAAUCAUGCUUCCCAAGCCAUCACAGACAUUAAAACCAAAUUUCUUAACGCUAUUGUGGAUUCAGCCUUUGAGUUUGUCGACCAGCUAGUGCUUCCAUCUCAGACAAACUUUGCUCCGGUGGAGGAAUUAGGGGAAGCCAUGGAUAUCAGUGACAUUGAAGGCCACAUACCAGAUCAUUUUCCAGAAGGUGUCUACAUUAGAAAUGGAGCAAACCCACUGUUUGGAGGAUUGAAAUCAUCGAAGUCUGUGUUGGGGAAGACAAAGAGUAUUUGGGUGGAAGGAGAAGGAAUGCUUCAUGCUUUGUAUUUCAAAAGGAAAAAUGAUGGCAGCUACACCAUCUUCUACAACAACAGAUACGUUCAAACUGCAACAUACAACCUUGAGAAACAAAGUACCAAGCCUUUGUUUCUCCCUGCAGUAAAAGGAGAUUCAUUGGCCGUUAUGUGUUCUAUGCUUCUAAACUGGCUGAGAUUCGGAAAACUGAAUAAAGAUUACAGCAACACCAAUGUGUUUGAGCAUUCAAACAAGUUUUACUCGGUUUCGGAGAAUUACAUCCCACAAGAGAUUGACAUCUUCACACUAAAUACUUUAAACUACUGGGAUGUCAAUGGCGCAUGGAAUCGUCCCUUUGCAAGUCACCCCAAGAAAGUUUUGGGUACUGGAGAACUGCUUAUUUUUGGUGUAGAUGCAACUAAACCUUAUCUUGAAAUUGGAAUAGUAUCGGCUGAUGGAAAGGAGCUGGUUCACAAAGCAGAUAUAGAACUAGACAGAAGCAGUUUAUGCCAUGACAUAGGUAUCACAAGAAGGUAUAUAGCGAUAUUGGAUUUUCCACUGAUUGUUGAUUCAAACAGACUACUUAGAAGAGGCCAAUUAAUCAAAUUCGACAAGGAGAAAUAUGCCAGAAUUGGGAUAAUGCCGCUGUAUGGUGAUGCUAACUCAAUCAAGUGGUUUGAGGUGGAACCUAAUUGCACAUUUCAUCUCAUCAAUUCCUUUGAGGAUGGUCAUGAUGAGGUUGUGUUGUGGGGUUGUAGAGCCCUAGAUUCAAUAAUUCCAGGACCUGAAGAUGGUUUGAAGGAAUCUGAGUUAUUCUCUCGGUGUUAUGAAUGGAGAUUAAACAUGAAAAGUGGAGAGGUUAAGGAAAAAUAUCUCACUGGACCAGAACAAUUUAUGGAUUUUCCAAUGAUCAAUGCAGGUUUUACAGGAAUUAAGAACAGAUACGCAUACACCCAAGUGGUUGAUCCCACUGCAAGUUUUGCUGCAGAUAUUCCUAAAUACGGAGCUUUAGCGAAGCUAUACUUUGCGGAACCAUGUUCAGAAUUCCCUGUGGGAGAGACACGACAAGAAGAGCUUAUAAGAGUGGAAUAUCAUAGGUUUGAAAAAAAUGUAUUUUGCACCGGAUCUGCGUUUGUCCCUAAGGAAGGUGGCGUGGAAGAAGAUGAUGGUUGGAUAAUCACCUUUGUUUACAAUGAAGAUACUGGCGUAUCUCAAGUUCAUAUAGUUGACACAAAGAAGUUUUCAGGAGAGGCAGUUGCCAAAAUUACAAUGCCUUGCAGAGUUCCAUAUGGAUUUCACGGAGCUUUCGCGUCAAUCUCAUUUUAGGUGUGGGGGUUGGGUUGUGUUUAUUGUGUUAAUUAGUAACUCUAGACACUAAGGUUUGUUUUAUGUGUUAUUAUCUACUUGGCUACCAUUAUUUAAAAUAAAAUAUUAUUAGGUUUC